UGCAUAGUUUUCAUAAUAUGCAACAAAAUUGUGCAUUUCAUUUCUUGAAUGAUUAUAGUUUUGAUAUAGUCAGGAUUUUCCUUUUGAAGGACAUGAUGCAACAACUGAUUCAAUUUUGGCUGAUUUCAAAAAUUUGGGUAUUAUUGUUUUUCUGUUUGAGUCCUGCUUUUUGGAAUAUCUUGUCCACCUUCAGUAGGUCUGGUGUUCUUUCUCAUAUAUUUCUGCAAGAAUAUAACCUCAGGUGCUGGCUUAGCACCCAGUUCUCUCGACACCCAGUUCCUUUGGUUUCAAUGAUGCAAGGAUUCCAGAAUAUUUGUUAUCUUUUAUAACUGAUGGAUUUUUUUUCCCUUUUCCACUCUUUUGAUCUUACAGGCAUUCACUCUCCUUUUUUUAUUAGGAUUACACUGUACUCAGACCUGGCAUUGCUAGGGAGGAUAAAUCAAUAUCAUAAUAGUUAACUAAGUCAUUUAAAAAUACCUUUGUUAGCUUUGAAGAAAAGAAUAUCAAUCAUAAUUUAUCCAUAACCAAUCUGAUCUGGUAAUUCUUAGGUAAUCCUGGUAAUCUUUAGCUUUUGCACCAAGGAUUAUUGUUAUAUGUUACCAGACAACAGCACAUUACCACUCAGCAUGUGUAGGAUUUCUUUUUUAACGAGACUUCAGUACAAGAAGUUCUUUUUCCUCAGAGACCUGAGGAUCAACAGCAUGGAGGAGGAUCAGGCCUCUCCAGUACAUGCAAGCAUGGACUGUUACUAUUAACUCUGCACUUUACCAGGAUACAAAUUAGACAUCCCUGGAGCAGAAGUUAUCUUAUUCUUCAAACAAUAUCAAGACUGUUUAGCAACUUGGGUUAUGUCUGACACUAAAUCAUUUGCUUUGGCCCUUCUGAAAGUUCACAUGUACAUUGAUCACAUUGACCUCAUUAACAACUUAAAAUAUGUUGUGUUUUUAUUGAUUCAGACAUUGAAAAAAACACCAACUAGAAUGGCAAAAACAAAUUUAGACAAUAAUUCUAACCUUACAAUAGCACAGAUGUGCUGAGUAGUCCUCACCAUGCCUUUCAAAGCACCACAGGCAUUUGCCCAUUCACAGUGCAACAGAUGUUGUUUUCUUAAUACAAGGGGCAGCAGUGCCCCGCCAAGCCAGCUGCAGGCAGGUAUAUCUGCAGUGUGUAUUGUAGGCAUAUGAAGAUGCAGCUUUUCUGUUGAGAAAUUGUCUUACCAUGAAAAGAAAGCCUCAUUUCAUUAUCAACAAGGACAAAAGUUAAGUUACUGUUGAAAACUGUCCUAGUGUCUGGAUGUUCAGUUCUGGUGGUAGGUGAUUUCUGGACCUAAUGUGUGCUUAAAAAUCGAUUUUCCAUGGAUGACUUGUAGCUGGUGUAAUUAAUCUUUUCAAGUCUUCUUCAUUCACAAGAUUCAGAGGUGGUGAUUAUCUUUUCUGUCUUGUUUUUGGCAAAUGUGGAUCUUACCAAUCACAUUGAAAAACUCCAUUCUACAGGUAUGUCUCUAAUUGAAAUAUUAUAUUAAUAAUUUUUUUCCUGAUAGUCAUUCGGAAUAUUUACUUGCACUUUUUCAUUUCAGAGGUCAGAUAAUGCACACAAAAAAAUUGUAGAGAAAGACCAUUUUAAAGAGACAAUAACAUUGACACUACUGUAAAUAAUUAUAGUUAAAGCCUUUGAGGCCAGCUGAUGAGAUCUUCUGAUAGAGCCAUGAGUAACAUAGUCUGGGUGGGGUUGUUUGGCUUGGCAGCAGCUGGUUACAUGUAGCAUGCAUUCUUACCUGAAGAUCAUUGCCUGGUUGCUCAAAGGACAAAUCAAUAGUGUAGUUUCAUAUUGGGUUUCAACAGCAAUGCAUUUUGUGAAACUAUUUGCCUAUACUGUUAUUUAAAUGCAUAUUAAUAAAAUGGAUUGAAGUAGGUUAAAGUAACAGGUGCAUGUAAUUUGAGAAUUAUAUCCUAUUUUGAAUCAUCAUCAAAUUGCUUAUGAAUUUAAAUCUUUGUUUUCCUGACAGAUCUUUCUCUGGUUUCAUGAGUUUUAUGUAAAGGUUCACUUUGGAGUACAAAUGUUAGGUGAUGCAUUGCUUGUGAAUAAAGCACAUCUUAUUUAUCUGUGGUAUACACAUACACAGUUUGUCAUAAAAUUCUAAACCCCAAUGCUGUUGUGGCUAGCAUCAAUUCCUAAUAAUUAGCUGGCAAAGCCACCUUCUCUUGGGCUUAUCCAAGUCAGAUAAUGUGCCACAAAGUCAGGAGAACUCUUUAAUAUUUUAUAUCAUCCAAUCAUUGCCUCAUCAAGGUUUGUUGCAAUAUUAAUGUAAUUCUCUCAUCUUGCUGGACAAGACUCAGUAAAAAUCAUUUGCUAAGAAAGGAUUCUUCUGCAAGGUUGCUGACUUGAACCUUUGAUGCUGUCUUGGUUCUCAACAGCUUUUAAUAACAGGUCAUUUGUAUUUUGAGAGAGUAGACCUAUUAUUAUAAUUCAAACUUAUUACGGGUGUAAAAUAUUGAGACUUAAAAAUUAAUGAUAGUGUAAUCUGCUGAAGUUUGCUGGAAAUGGUUUAAAUGUCAUCAUAAAAUACUGCAUUCAUGUGAUACUUGGAUGAUACACCUGAAAAUGAAAUUAUUCUGAGGGAUGAAAGCAAUACAUCAAAAAGUGCCGAUGGCUGUUGUUCUUAUCAUGGUGACGUUUCUAGUCGGUGGUGUACAUAGCCAGGUUGUCAGCUUCUUUGAUGGCUCUGUGACAACAAAAGAAGGAGCGCAAUUUACUGUCUAUGUUCAACUGACUGGUGAUAUUUCUAAAUCCAUGAGGGUCAUUGCUGAGAUACAAAGCGAUCUGGAUGAUGACUUCAUUGGUGACACUCAAGUGGCAACCUUCACACCAACUUCAAAGAUUACAGCUGUAACUUUCACAGUACGAGAUGACGAUAAGCCAGAAGACAAAGAAACAUUUUAUCUUCGUCUCUUCCUCAUUGAUUUCAGCAUCUUACUUGGUGACCCCAAUGUCCUGACUGUCACCAUAGAGGCUAGCGAUGAUGCCUAUGGUGUUUUUGGUUUUUUGGAUUCUUCACCAGUGAUUGUGAAGGAGGCAUUGUACACCUCCAUUGUCAACAUCAAAAUUGGUCGUUCCAUAUCCUAUUUUGGAACUAUUGGUGUCACCUUUAUUGUGAAUACAACAGGCAAUGGCAGCAGUAACUUUGACAUUAUGCCUGUUUUGGGAUCGGUAACAUUUUUACCACAGGAAAGGGAGGCCACCUUGCAGCUGCAGAUUCUUCCUGAUGCUGAACCAGAGAACGAUGAGUCUUUCUUUGUUCAGUUGACAUAUGCGACUUAUGAUGCUAGGAUAAACAACUCUGCGCUUGAAUUGAUUAUUUCUGCAAAUGAUGCACCUGUGAGAUUUUCACAGGCGACAUACAUAUUUGAGGAAGGUCCAGGAACCAAGUCAGUGAGCAUCAGUGUGCUAAGAGGUCUUAACUCAGAUGGCACCACCAUUGGACCAACAAAUGGACAGGUGGUUGUCACGUACAGAUUUGAGUCAGGUACUGCCCUUCUUGGCAAUGAUGUUUCUACCGCAGAUGGACAGUUGGAUUUUAAAGCAGGAGAAACAGUGAAGUCCAUUGCCAUUGUCAUCAAUGAUGACAACACCCCAGAAGCUGAUGAAAGUUUUAGAGUAAUAUUAUCACUAGUGAAUGGAGACGCUGUCUUGAGUGCUCCCUACCUAGCAAAUAUAGUUAUUAGUGCCAACGAUUAUCCUGGUGGUGUCAUAACAUUUCAGGCAUCCAAUACAAGCCAAGGUCAGGCAGCAACUGUUCUAGUCAAUGAAGACAUGUACAGUAAAGCUAACUUUACUGUGCUUCGUAAUGAGGGAACAUUUGGAGAAGUCUCUGUCUCGUGGAAAGUCAUUCGAUCCAAUAACAAACCAGAAUCUGUAGAGCAGGAUGUUGGACCCACAUCAGGGGAGUUGGUGUUUCGUAACGGAAUAAAUCAGCAGGUGAUUCAGCUUGUUGUAGUGCAAGAUGUUCUCCCAGAGCCUGCUGAGCAGUUUGAAAUAGAGUUAUCAAGAAAUGACAGAACAAAGGAUGCAGUGGUGCAGGGCAUAACAACUACCAAGUUUAUUAUUGAAGACAGUGAUAACGUCUAUGGUAUGGUGGAGUUUGGGCCAGAUACAAAUCACAGGAUUAUAUCAACACCACUGCCUAGGAAGUUGAGGUUGUCUUUGACAAGAAGUGGUGGCCGGUUAGAAGACCUGCAGGUGAACAUCUCAGUAUCCUAUGUCGAUAAUGGGAUUCAAGCAUUACCAGGAAACAUAUUUUCCAAGUGGAAAAUAACAGCAACUUUGCCAGCUGGUCAGGACCCAACUCUAGUUGAUGUCAACAUCCUCCCUUCUGCAUUUCUUACUACUAACGGGCAGUUCAUUGCUCAGUUGACUGAUGUUUGGCUCUCUAAAAUACCAGAAUAUGGGGCAUACAACAGUCCUACUCGUGGCAUAAGACAACAAGUCAUAAUAUCUGUGACAGAGUUAGAAGCCAAUGGGGAGUCUGGCUUCAACAAUACUGCUAGUAUUGUUGUCAAAGAACCAGCUUCUGGUACAUUAGAGAUUCCUUUGCUGAUUGCUCGUGAGGGAAAGAGUGGAACAGCAACAAUUCGCUGGUCAUUAUCUGGAGUGGGUGCUUCCAUUACAUCAGUGAAUGCAUUGGAUGUAAGGCCUCUGAAUGGCACCAUUGACAUUUUGUCAGAUUCUGUUGGCGCUGUUCUUGUCAUCACUAUACUUGCUGAUGAUGUUCCUGAAGUUGAUGAGACUUUUGUGGUAAGACUGGAAAGUAUUGAACCUUCUGAUUCACAACAAUUGCGACCAGGCUCUAGAGAGGUGUACAUUACAAUUCUCGCUAAUGGAAAUCCAGGAGGUGUUUUUCAGUUUGCAUCAUUCAUGUCCUCUAGCUAUGUCAUUGAGGAAGGUACUCAGCCAGUUGAAGUGGUUGUUCAAAGGACAGGUGGGGAUCUUACAAAAGAAGAGGUGCAGUUUGACAUUCGGCCAAAUGGAACUGUUGAGUUCUUUGGAACACCAAGUGUUUUGAUCUUUGAACCUGGCAGACGUUCAGCCAGCACUACGAUCUUAGCAAAGAGUGAUGGCGUACCAGAGCUGAAUGAAACUUUCACCUUGGUACUGAUGGCAAUGGGAAAUGCAACUCUUGGAGAGCGGACAUCUAUCAGUCUUACUGUUCUUGAGAAUGACUUUCCUUAUGGUCGUAUCCAGUUUUUGUCAGAUCCUACCAUGGUCUUUACUGGUGAGACGAUUGUAGGGCAGCAAGCUGUAAAUAUAUCACUGAGCAUUGAGAGGGCUGGAGGGACCUUUGGGGAAGUGACAGUACCCUGGGAGCUUCGACCUUCUUCAACAAAUGAUUUAAAACCCACUUCAGGCACUAUUGUCUUCAAGCCUGGGGAACAUUCCUACCGUCUUUGGCUGCAGGUUAUUGAUGACAAUAUACCCGAACCAGAUGAAACUUUUGUGGUUCAACUUGGCAGCCUGACUGGUGGUGCUGCGCAGGGCAUUCCAGUGUCAGCAACUAUUGUUAUCUUAGAGAAUGACAUGCCUGUCACCUUCACAGAGUCAGUAGUGUAUGCUGAAGAACCCAGUGCAGUACAAUUGACUGUUCAGCGAUCUGGAAAACUGGAUACAUCGGUCAACAUCUUGUAUCGCACUCUUGAUGGUUCAGCUUCUUCAUUGGAUAAAGAUUAUCAAGAAAUUCAGCAGCAAACACUGGAGUUAAAAGCAGGGGAGGCAAACAAGACAAUAUCUGUGACAGUGCUGGAUGACACAUUACCUGAGGGAAAUGAGACAUUCAUUGUUGAGCUUUUUCCUCAAUCAGGAGAUUUUCUUCUGACAAAUAGCUCCCGUGCAACAGUGGUCAUCUUGGCAAAUGAUGAUGCUUAUGGCGUCUUUAGUUUCUCACAACCUGUCAGCAACAGGGUAGAAGAAGGAAGCACCAUCUUCUUUAGCUUUGAUGAGAGCAAAGUUAAGGUGAGCAGUAACAACAAAACAGAGAUAUACAUGAAUAGAUCAUUGGUUGAGGAUGUAAACAGCUUUAAGUACUUAGGAGCUGCACUCUCCAAAGAUGCGUUGUUCGCGCUCAAGGGUCGUUUUGGUGUGGUUGAAGUAUUUUGGGAGUUACAGUCCCUGCAGAACACAUCUCUUGUGGCAGGCUCAGAUUUUGAAGUGACACGAGGUAGUGUUGUCUUUCAAGAACAAGAAAGUCGUGUGCCCCUUGGCAUUUCACCUCGUGUUGACCUGGAACCUGAAGAACAGGAGACCUUUAAAAUAGUGCUGACAGGUGUUAAAGUAUUGACAGGGUUAACUAGCAGGCAGCUGGCUCGGUUGGCUGAAAGCAAUUUACAAACAGAAGUAGUUGUGCCAGCCAACGAUGACCCUAAUGGCCUUUUUGCCUUCCUAACAUCAUCACGGGAUCUGAGUGUGGCUGAGGAUUUCUACCCAGGCAAUGAAACUAACACUGAAACCACCUUCAGUGUUGAAAGGCGACAGGGCACAGACGGAUCUGUGGAGGUAAUGUGGCAGAUCUUUUCAGUGCCAUUUGGAAUCAACUUGCCAGCAGUGUAUGAUCUUCUGUUUACCGGUCAAAGAUCCUCAACAGUGUUGCUUGCCCCCAACAAACAAAGGGAAGGCACUGGCACUAUUGUCUUGCAGUUUUCUGGCACAGCAGGGAGUUAUGUCACUGUACCAUCUACAUCUGAGCCUACAGCUGAAAUAUUGCGACAGGGUUUCACCAUCAGUGCCUGGAUCCAGCCUUUUAAUCAUUCACAAGGAUAUAUCCUAGCCCGCAGCAGUGCUGAUGGUACCACUUUGUAUUACAGCUUGCUACUUGUUGCCACUGCUACAUCUACCACGCUGGAAAUGACCACCACUUCAGCAUCCUCUUUAUUAAGGGAUGUAAGCCAAGCUGUCAGUAACACAGUGGUUUUAGACAGCCGCUGGCAUCAUGUUCUGGUUGCUGUUGGCAACAGCUCUUUGCAGUUCUACUUGGAUGGCAACUUGGUUCGUACAAGUUCACUGGCUGGUGGUAUUCCACAGAUAGGACCAGGUGUGUUACUGGUUGGUGCUCGAGCACCUGGCGCUGAUUUGUUCUGGGGAUACAUGCAGGAUGUUACCAUUUGGAGCAAGACCUUUGACUCCAGUGAUGUGGCUAACGUGUAUCGCAUUCCACCUCUGAGUGAUGUGACACCUGUGUCAGGUGUGCUGACAUAUGCUGAGGGUGCACGUAUGAAUACAUUCAAAGUGCGUUCCAAGGAUGAUAUAGAGGAAGAGGGGAAUGAAGUAUUUUCUGUUGUUUUGGUGGCAGCUACAGGAGGAGCAUCUUUGUCUUUUAUGGACUCACACACGUCUCUCACAGUUUUGAAGAGUGAUAAUGCUAAUGGAUUGUUUGGACUGCAACAACCAUGUAGUCCAGCACGUGUUGAAAAUGAAGGUGAAUUUGUAACAUGUAAUGUAACACGUCAAAAAGGUAAUAUUGGCACAGUGACUGUUACGUGGCUCCUACUGCAGUUGACAUCUAAUGGGUCAAGGACAGCUGCUGAUGACUUUGUGAACUUUACUGGCUCCUUGGUUUUUGCUCCUGGUGAACGUUUUAAGUCUUUCUACACUCAAGUUAAAGAUGACACCAUACCAGAACUGGAUGAGCAGUUCCAAAUAUCUCUUGUUUCUGCCACUUCUGAUGAUGGUUUGAUUGGCUCCACCAACACAAGUGGUGCCAGCAUAGACCCAGUCACACAGAAAUCAUUGGUCACUGUGGCUCAGAAUGAUUUUCCUUAUGGACUUCUUCAGUUUUCUAGUACAGUUGGUCAGCCAUCCACACCUAGCAGUGGGGGUCUUUUUGAACCUGCUAAUAAAAUUCCUGUCAUAUUUGUUGGAGAGGAUGCAGGAACUGUGCCUCUAGUUGUGGAAAGAGCUCAGGGUGUCUUAGGCUCUAUAUCAGCAGAAUGGCGGACACUUGACAGAACAGCUGUCAGUGAAGGAAAGAGCCCGCCUGACUACGUGCUGAGUGGUGCUGUUGGUCGAGUUGUCUUUGUCAGUGGACAGAAUUAUGCUUUUGUUAACAUCACUGUGUUGGACAAUACUAUACCAGAGGCAGCAAAAACAUUUGAGGUUGAACUCAUCAAUCCAACUGGUGGCGCUGCUCUGGGAGUGGCUAAGUCUGUCAUGGUCACUAUCAAUGCCUCAGAUAAUGCAUUUGGCACAUACCAGUUUGCUGAUGAGUCGUUGGUCACUAUGGCACAGGAGGCUGGAGAUGUUGGGUACACGCUUGCGGUUCUCAGGGUUUUACGAUUGGGUGGCACCAUUGGAACUGACACAGUAACAUGGCAAGCCUCAGAAGAUGAAGAUGAUGGCACAGACUUGGUCGAUAAAACUGGAAGUGUAACAUUUGCAGCAGGACAGACCUCUGCUAACCUUGAGAUCAAAGUACGCGGCGACACUCAGCCUGAGAUGGAUGAGAUUAUCAUAAUCAGGUUGAUACAGGCGGCCCAGGGAGUUUUAGGGGAUAGCUUAAGACGAUCAGCUACUGUCACAAUUGAGGCUAACGAUGACCCAUAUGGUUAUUUUGUCAUCAUUGACUCACAAAGGCCUGUCAGAAUAGAUGAAAGUGCAGGUUCCCAGAGCAUUACAGUACGGAGGCUGUAUGGGAAAUUUGGGUCUGUGAGCGUUGGGUACCAGACCAUGUCUCCACUAGAAACAUACAGCUAUUUGCCAGGCCCAGUCGUCCGUGCUGACUAUCAGGACUUCACAGCAGUGUCUGGCAACAUCACCUUUGCGCAAGGCCAGGAGUAUGGCUUUUUCAGCAUUCCCAUUCUGGAUGACACUGUCCCAGAGCAAGAUGAGAGUGUGUUUGUUCGACUGACAACUGUUGUUUUAGUUCAGGCAGCCCAGUUAAGAACAGUCCCAAACUCACCACGACUGGGCUCAAGUACAGAAACCUAUGCUCAAGUAAUCAUCAACAGCAAUGACGAUGCCGCAGGAGUCCUGACAUUGUCACCAUCAUCAUUAAAUGUCACAGAGGAAACUGUGGUGCCUCAGCUUAGGGUAGUCAGAUCAGGGGGAACAUUUGGAGAAGUGACAGUUCAGAUACGGGCCAUUGAAGGAAGAGCACUAAAUAUGUUGGACUUUGCAUUAACUUCAAAUCAGAUAGUCCUUGGGUCUGGAGAGACUAGCAAGUUGGUUCCCCUUGUUAUUGUCAAUGACCUGAUCCCAGAAAUGAGUGAGUCCUUUACAGUAGAACUACUGGAUCAAGUCACAGGGACUGCAAAGGUAGGGUCAGCUAGGUCAGCUGUCAUUACCAUCCUACCAUCAGAUGAUCCCAAUGGAGUGUUUGAGUUUGCAUCAACGGGGCUCAGUGUUCAGGAACCAGAAAAUGGCCAGCCCUAUCCUGUUAAUAUAACUGUCAUUCGUACCCAGGGCUCAGUGGAUGUAGUGACAGUGCAGUGGUCAGCAACACUCAAUGGUGCUCCUGCACAAACAGAUAUCAGUCCCACUUCAGGAUCCUUGUAUUUUGUCACCAAUGAGGCCAGUCGGCCCAUCACAAUCUAUAUAAUGCCUGACCUGCCUGAGGGUACACAUGAUGUAGCAAUCACCCUCAUUUCAGCAAAUAAUGGUGGAAGAAUUGGGGAGCGCCGUACCUUUACGUUAUCCAUUCCAGCUAAUGACAAUCCUUAUGGCAGUGUAGAGUUUAUCUCUUCAUCAUACAGUGUCCAAGAAAUUGGACAGACACAGUUUUUGGCAGUAACAAGGAGUGGAGGCACAUACGGUCAGCUUAAAGUCUACUACAGUACUGCCAUGGUGGAUAUAGUAACUGAGGCAACACAGGAUGGUACUGCAAUCAUAAACUACUUCACUGGCCCUGUCUCAGGACAGAGGAACAAAGCAGGCACAGUGGUGAACAUUACAACUGCCAGUAACAGACUUUUGACCUGCUCAUCAGUAUGCUUGGGCACAGAGGCAUGCCAGUCUUUUCACGUUAGCAACACACAGGAUGGUUUCCUGUGUGCAUGGUUUACAGAUAUUGCCCCAGAGUCUGAGAUUGUACCUAUUACAAAUAUGUCUUACUACAUAAAGAACACAGAGAUGGUUCAACGAAUACUGUCUAGAGCCGCCAAGGCAGGUGAAGAUUAUGUCAGUGUUACGGGUGGCUCCAUCAUGAUUCAGGAUGGUAACAAUACUGGACAAAUUCCUGUAACAAUUGUUGAUGAUGUUCUCCCAGAGCUUGAUGAAAAAUUCUUGGUUCAUCUGCUCAGAGUAGAAGUCAAUGAUUCUGUUGCUGUAACAGCUGGAUAUCCUCAGCUUGGGAAACAGUCAUCAGCCACUGUGACUAUUCGAACCAAUGAUAAUGCUAAUGGAGCAUUUAGCAUAUACAGUGAUAUUCCUACUGCAAACAGAGAAGGGAAAACAGUUUCUGUUGAAGAACAGAACAGAUUGUCAGUGGACAUAAUUGUGACAAGAGAAGGAGGCAGUAUAGGUGAGGUUUCCAUAAGAUGGGAGGUAAAUAUGACUGGAAGCACAGCCACGUAUGGCAGUGACUUUGUGGCUGAUGGUGCAACAUUAACAUUCAGUCCUGGGCAAACUCGUAGAAUUGUGACAGUCACAAUCCUGGAUGACAAUUUGCCAGAAAAUGAUGAGAGUUUUAUCAUACAGCUAACCGACCCAAGAGGUGGCGCCACUGUCUCUGCAUAUGAUCACAUAGCCAUUAUUAUCCUGGCCAAUGACAAUGUCGCAGGCAUCUUUGGUUUCAAUACAACAUCUGUACUUGCCAAAGAAGGUGACAAAAUUUCCGUAGGUGUUCAGCGCACCUUGUCACUGUUGGGUACAGUCACAAUUAACUGGGUUAUUACAGAUCUCAGUGGAUUGUCUCCUCAACUUGUCUUCCAAGCCACUGCUGGAAAUCUCACAUUUCUGCCUGGAGAGGGGCAGAAGACUCUUGAAGUGGCAGUUAUUUCGAAUGACCUACCAAAAUUGAGUCAAGAAUAUCAACUGAUUUUAACAAAUAUCUCCACUAAGGGUGUGAGUGCAGCUGGAGCGGCUGCUAUUAAUCAUCAGCUGGGCACAGUUCAGAUCACCAUUGCUGGCAACAACGACCCUCAUGGUGUCUUCCAGUUUGCAUCUUCUUCCCUUUCUGUUGACACUGCUGAGAAUGCUAAUGUAACACUGCAGGUGAUUCGCAAAUUUGGUGCCUUUGGUACUGUACGUGUGGCCUACCAAGUUGUGCAGGGAAUAGUAUCAACACUGAGUCCAGACCUCAAUCUGGCUAGUCCUGGUCAAGAUUUUGUUGCCUCUAACAACAGUUUCGUGGACCUUGCUAAUGGGGUCACAUCAGCCUCCAUCAACAUCAUAAUCAUUGAUGAUCUUCUUCCAGAAAUUGAUGAGGUUUUUUUGGUAAAAUUGUCAUCUGUCAGUUUGGUUGGGUCAUUGGAUGAAAUGUCUCCCCCACGACUUUCCAGUGAGGGAACAACUGCUGAGGUCAGAAUUAAUGCCAAUGAUGGUGUGCAAGGUGUCAUUAUGUUUGCUACAGAUUCCAGAAGUGUAAUUGUGGAUGAAGUCUCACCAGUUCUGUCCCUGAGUGUCAUGAGGAUGCAAGGCACCUAUGGGGAAGUGUCAGUUAUGUAUUACUCACAGAAUCUCACUGAUGGCGCCAUCAGUGGGACAGACUACAUCUUGGCAUCAGGGGAACUUGUGUUUGCCCCUGGAGUAAGCCAAAAGAAUAUCGUCAUCAACAUUGUCAAUGACAACAUUCCAGAACCUAAUGAACAGUUUGAAGUUGUUUUAACAAAUCCCAAGAAUGGUGCCACUCUGAGCUCAUUUUCCAGAGCAACAGUUACGAUCUUGGCCAAUGAUGGGUCAGCAGGGGAGGUGAAUUUCGAGACUGGCAGCUUAAAACUAGAAUUAAGGGAGCCAACACUGAACAACCAGACAGGCAUGAGGGCAGAAGUCACUAUACAACGUGGACCAGGGAUCUAUGGCAGGAUUACUGUACCAUUCAUCAUUACCACGCAGCUUAAUGUGCUGACUGUAGACAUCACUCCUUCUAGUGGUGUCAUCGUCUUUGAAGACAGACAGAGUGUGGCUGUAGUACAACUGUCAGCAGUAGAUGAUGAAGAUCCAGAAACAGCAGAAGAAUUUAUCAUGAAAUUGCAGACACCAACCAACGGUGCAACUCUAGGAACAAAUGUAACAGCAGCUGUGGUUGUUGCUGCUAGUGAUUCACCAUACGGCUUAUUUCAAAUUUUUCCUUCCUUUUCAAGUGUCAUGCGAAGUAAAGGCUUGGUGGGUCGCGUCAGUGUUGACAUCCUUACUGUACCAGGUACAGCAACCUUUCAGACCAGCAGCACCAACAUUGAGCUAGCAGAAAUUCAGACUGUUGCAGCUACCCGAAUCAGUGCAUGGUGUAAGAUUUCCUCAGGGGAAGCCACUUACAUCCUGAUGAUAACUUCACUUAAUGCGAAUGAGCAUUUGAGGAUGCUUGUGGGGAAGUCAGACCUGCAGGAUGGGCAGAGUGUUCUGUACAGGUGGCAAGGAGAGCUGACAUACAUCAGGACACUUGCUACUGAUGGUGCACAGGCAGCGACAACUUUCACAAUAUCAGGCAGUACAUAUUUUGUCAUUGCUAACAGUGGCAAGCAAGGGACACGAGUCAUUCAAUCUAUGGUCUACAGGCUCUAUUCCAAUGGAACAGUGGAAAUGGUUCAGGGACUAACAACAUCUGGUGCUACAGAUGUUAAAUAUUUCAAGGAUGGUGAUUACCACUUUUUGGCAUUUUCAAACUCUGUGGAUGACAGCAGCCGCUCAAACAUUUCUUCUUUUAUUUACCGGUGGGAUAGUGGUCUACAGCAGUUUGGAGCAUAUCCAAUUUAUCGAUUGCCAACCCUGUAUGCAAAAGCAGUUGAGGUCUUUACCAUAAAUGAUGUUGUCUAUUUGGCAUUUGCCAAUUAUUAUGAUGUGACCACUGGCUCUUAUGAAACUGAUUCAAUAGUGUAUAGACGGGGUACAGAUGGAUUCUUUCUUCAGCACCAAAGACUUCCCACUGCUGGCGCUGUUGAUUUGGAACAUGUCAUCAUCAAUAAUGUUCAUUACCUUAUCAUUGCAAACAGUCAGCAGAAUACAAUCAGUUCUCAACAUACAUCCCGUAUUUACCGUUGGGAUUCGAAUGCUGGUGUGUUUGUUCAACACCAGGACCUGUACACCACUUACAUACAGCACGUUGCUACUCUAACUAUGGACAAUGGCGCUGUUCUGCUGAUCCUUGCUAACUCUGUGGGUUCCUCUGAGGUGAUGCAGUGGAACAUCACUCAGAGCCGCUUCGUUAGUGGAUGGAGUGGUGACCCCUAUCGACUUUUGCAGCCAAUCACAAUUCAGCAGACCACAGCUCCUCUUUACAUGCUAGCUGCUGCAGAUUUGCCAGCAGAGACUAAUGCUACCCUAUUUCAGAUUGCACAGAUCAGUGAACAAAGUGAUUUUGUACCCAGGAGGUUAACCCUGACAUUCGAACCUGGACAGACAACGCUGCAUACCACAGUGGCUGUCAUGCAAGAUGAUGUGCCAGAAGACGUGGAGUCGUUUGCUGUAACUCUUAUUUCACCGACAGGUGGAGCUGAAAUAGGACCACAGGCUAGUGUGACAGUCAACAUUCUAGCCAAUGACAAUGCAUAUGGCAUUGUUACAGACUCAUUGAAUGUGGUUGCAGAAGAAAAGACUGGAAUGGACAACACUAUACAGUUAAAUGUCAUUAGAAAGGGCGGUUACUUUGGUCAGGUAGCAGUCCAGUGGGUGGCCACUGGUGACCUCAAUGGAGUGAAUGACAUCUCCCCUCUCUCUGGGACGGUUGAGUUUGCAAAUGGGCAGUCUGUGGCCACCAUCUCCCUUACAGUGCGAGAUGACAACAUACCAGAAAUGACCAAAACUAUCUACAUACGUCUGACGCAGAUAAUCACCCAUGGCAGUUCGUCUUCUCAAGGUGCUCAACUAGGUGAAGCUACCUUGUCAGCAGUGACAGUUCUAGCCAGUGACUCUCCAUAUGGUGUGGUGUCCUGGCAGACAACAAGCAUCUCCACACCUGAGCCUGAGGGGACUGAUAGCAGUGUCAAUCUUACAGUCAUCAGGGACCAGGGACUGCAGGGUCAGCUCAGGGUCUCUUAUGUGACAUCUGUAGCCUUAGGACUGCCCCCAGAGCAGCAGGCGAUCUCAGGCCAGGACUUUGUCUCCACUCAGAGCUCACUCAUCCUACCUGUGAACACAUCACGUGCCACUGUCCAAAUUAUCAUCAAACAGGAUAACAUUCCAGAGACUGCAGAGUCCUUCUAUGUCAACUUGACAGCAGUUGAGCUGAUGGGUACUGUCAGCGACAACACUGCUCAGCCCAGUAUCAAGGUGCCUGGAAAUGUGGCCACUAUCACUAUCCUUGAGAACGACAACGCUCGUGGCAUGGUUCAGUUUAAUGUCAACACUAAUGUGGAGGGACGUGUGGACACCUAUGAAGAAUAUGGACGCAACAACACCAUCAGCCUUCAGCUGCAGCGGUCUGUAGGAUUCUUUGGUACUCUUACAGUCACAUGGCAGGCGGAGCCAAUCACAGCCAACAUUCUCGACUUCAGCCCAGCCAGCGGUGCUGUUGCCUUUCAAAAUGCUCAACAAACGGCCAGCAUUAACAUAGUCAUCAUUGAUGAUCAGAUUCCAGAAGAUAUGGAGACCUUUGGUGUGAAACUAAUUAGCGUUACUGGAGAUGCACUACUUGGCAGUGUGACUUCUGUACGGUGCAUCCUGAAAAAUGAUUCUCCCACUGGCUUCUUCAGAUUUGGAACCAGAGAAGUGAAAAUCAGGGAACCUCAAACUCCCAGUGAUGCCCAGAGUUAUGCUGUGCUAGUAAUUCAGAGGGUGCAGGGUGCCCAAGGCCUGGUCAACGUGCAGUGGCGACUAAAUGCUGCUGCACAAGAUGACUUUGUUCCACCACUAGAAGGCAUUAUACAGUUUAUACAGGGUGAAACUGAGAAGAAUCUUGUCCUGGAGGCUAAGGCAGAUAACAUCUUGGAGGGAGAGGAAAGUUUUAUUGUGUCCCUUGUGUCUUCUGACAAUAAUGCUGACAUUUCACCAACAGAGGGAGAUGCUACCAUCAUCAUAGCUGCAGACCCUGGUGCAAGUGGGACCGUCUCAAUCCUUCCAACUUCACGGUAUGUACUCAUUGGGGAGCCAGGGGAAUACAGUGCUUCCUAUGAUGGUACAGCAAAUGUCGUGCUGACCAGAGCAGCUGGCAUCUAUGGUCAAAUCGUCAUCACCUGGGCACUAACACCUAGAAACAUGGCAGCAUUUAUGCAAGUUGAGGGCAGUGUGACUUUUCUGGACCUCCAGCAAACAGCCACAAUAGUGUUACAGGCACGUGAUGACACUGAGCCUGAGUUGCGAGCCAGCUACAGUCUGCAGAUUACCUCAGCUUCUGGUGGAGCUGUUCUCUCCCCUGAAACAGGAGCCACAACUGCAGAAAUUGUAUUCAUUGCAAGUGACUAUCCACAUGGGUUGUUUGGAUUUGACUUGCCUCAGACUGUCACUGUAUCUGAGGAUGUGACAUUGGUUCAAGCAACUGUCCUGCGUAGCAAAGGAGGUGUGGGUCAGGUACAGGUGUAUUACAAUACCACAUCUGGAACUGCCACAUCUGGCCAGGAUUUUUAUCCUGCCUCAGGUUUCAUUGUCUUUGAGAAUGGAAUGACUUCAAAGGUUGUACAGGUGUCAAUCAUACAAGAUAACAUACCAGAAGGCCCUGAGGAUUUCUUCAUUAACAUUACCUCAGUCACCUUGCUGAGUCCAACCAACAAUAACUAUACUAUUGUGAAUGGGCUGCGACCAGACAUGCUGCCUGGAAUAGGACCUGUAUCUUUCACGAAAAUUAUCAUUGAAAAAAAUGACAAUGCUGAAGGAAUUAUUGAGUUUGACACAGCUGGACUAGACUUAAAAGUUCAAGAAGAAGCUGGCAUGGCAGUAGUCCCUGUCAUUCGCCGUAUAGGUUCUUAUGGAGUUGUGACAGUGUCCUAUGUGACACAACCUCUCACAGCUAUCCCAGGUGUGGACUAUGUGCCUGCUAGUGGAAUCCUGCAGCUGACCAGCGGUCAGGAGAAGGCAGUGAUCAACAUAACCAUCAUUGAUGAUACCUUACGUGAAUUUGAAGAGCAGUUCAGUGUGGCACUUUCAAAUCCCACAGGAGGUGUACUGCUAGGCACUGCAACAACUUCUUUGGUAACCAUUCUAAAAUCAGACUACCCUAAUGGAAAGUUUGGAUUCCUGGGAGAGACAACGCGCACUAUUCCAAAUCCUUCAUCACUCCAGAAUGUCAUCUUUUAUGUUGAGAGAACAGAGGGUUUGCUAGGAAUGCAAGAGAUUCAAUGGUGUAUCAUGGGACCAAACAAUCCCAACUUGCCCCUGGAGGAUACAAGUGACAUCAGCUUUGGCUCUGGGGAUAUCCAGACUACCUCAGGACGUCUGUCCUGGGCAGAUGGAGAAGCUGGCAACAGACAGUUCACUCUGAGCAUCAAGCCUCAUACCUCUUGGGAAAUUCAGAAAACAUUUAUCAUUAAGAUCUGUAAUAUACAGGCCACCCCUCCAUCGGUGGGUAUUGGGGAGGUCAGCCCUACCUCAGGAAAGAUAAUUUUUACAAUACAGAAAUUUGGAGAUCCCAAUGGGAUUAUGGAAUUUUCUGGAGCAGCUCUGACAGUGCGAGAAAUUGAGGAGCCAUCAGGAACGGACCCAGCUGAACUUGGAUUUCCUGUGGUCAGGCAGACUGGAACUGGAACACAAGGCAACAUUAUGGUUUACUGGGAAGUACAUGGUCCAGGCUCAGAAAUAACUGAUGUUCGUCCUAAGAAUGGAUCAUUGCUUCUAGCAGAUGGAGUGCGGCAGGGCCAGAUUACUCUGCAGGUGCUUCCAGAUGAUAUUCCAGAACUGACAGAGGAGUUUACACUUGUUCUAACUUCUGUGGAAGGUGGAGCAGAAAUAAACAGCCAAGCCAGUAUCUCUACCUUCCGUAUCAGGUUCAAUGAUAAUCCACAUGGACAGUUUGGUGUUCAUGCAGCAGACCAGAAGGUGGUAGUGGAUGCCGUAGACCUCUCGCGCAGUCUGUCUCUCACCUUUACUCGCUACUUUGGUGCCUUUGGGAGUGUUAUCUUAACAUACAAAGCAGUUUAUGAUGAGCCUUUGUCAGGUGUGGGGUUGUCAGCAAGCACUGGAACUGUUACCUUCAGCAAUGGUCAGGGCAGUGCCCAGGCAUCUAUCCCUAUUCAGGGGAGUGGUUUCCUCCAGCUGGGCUCAACAUUCUCUGUUACUCUUCUUGAUGUUCAGUUCCUAGGUGCUGGAGUGACACAGCCUCCACAACUGAAGAUGGGAGAAACUGAUGCAAAGAUUGCAGUUUCUUCUGAGGCAGCUAACAGUGAAGUCAGUUUUUCAAACUCUGUUCUCAGCGUCAAUGACGAGAGUGGAACAGCCAUUGUUACAAUCAUGAGACAAGGUACUUAUGGAAGCCUUAGUGUGGAAUGGGCAACAGGUGAGCUGGCGGGAAGCCUUACUGCUGGUGUUACCAAUGGGGAGAUACUUCCUGCCUCUGGCACUAUAAGUGUCCCUCAUGGAGUUGAGAGCAGAAAUUUAACUGUACAGGUAAAUGCUAAAUUAGGACGGGCAGAAACAUUUGUUUUACGCCUGCCACGCACACCCGAGACACCAGUCAGUGGUGGAGCUAGACUUGCUGCGUCCAACAUUAAAGUGACACUAGACCCAUCAGGCACACUGCGUUUUAUGCAAUCUUCUCUCUCACCGACAGUUUCUGAACUUGAUGUGGGGGUGACAGUAACUGUUGUACGGGUUUAUGGAGUACAGUCAAGAAUUGAACUGAUGUAUGGCACUCAGGACAACACAGCAAAGGGUGAUUCUGACUUUCGCUCCAUCAGCUCAGACACUCUCAUCAUGGAGGCUCUUCAAACCAUGGUCAACAUCACUAUUCCAAUUUUCAAAGACAACAUCCCAGAACCAUCAGAACAGUUCAGCAUCAGACUGCUGAAGGUAGACAAACUUCCCACACCUACACAACCAGGAUCAAGUCCACGCUUAGAUGUAACACGCAGCACUGCAGUCGUCACAAUAACGGAGAGCAAUGAUCCCUAUGGUGUCCUGUCACUGGAUCCAACAAGUACGAGUGUCCCUGAAGUCUUUAAUAAGGUUUCAGUCAAAAUAAAAAGAACAGGAGGACUGUUUGGCAGGAUUGGGGUCACUGUGCGAACAGUUGGUGGAGGUGAGAGCUGGACUUCUGACAUUGUACCCAACACAGACAACACAACAGCAGAUACCAUAGCACAAAUACUGGGUCAGAGAGAGAGGAGCAGAGUGGCCACAGGAGGAGUUGACUAUGAAGUGUUGGAUACCACUGUCAUGUUCCAGGCAGGGGAAGCAGAAAAGAAUAUAACUUUGACGAUUCUGGAUGACACCCUACCUGAACCAAUGGAGACAGUAUUGAUGUACCUUACCAAAGUGACAGGUGGCGCCCGUGUUGCCAGGGGCAUUCCAGAUGGCGGGCUUAAGGGCUAUGCAGUUGUCAUUAUUGAGGCCAGUGACACAUCCAAUGGACUGAUAGGCUUUGCAGAGAAUUCAAAGAAUGUUGAAGCCAAUGAAGACACAAACCCAAUUUUGAGACUGACUUUAACACGCCUUAAUGCCUUUUUUGGCAACGUGCAAGUCUUUUGGAAGGCAAAAGUUAGCAUAAGCAGCAGCGACACUGAAGAUAUCCAGCUGACUAGCCAGCUGGUUGUCACGUCAGGAUCAACAAUCUGUCCUGCAGAACAGAGUGUGUGCUAUCUGGAUGUUGCUCUCAUUAAUGAUACAAUCCCAGAGGAGAGCUUUAGCUUUGUGGUGAAGCUGGAGAGUGUUGGCCCAGAUGCACAGCUAAAUCAGGCUAGUCAGUAUGCCACUGUCAAUGUUUUGCCAAGUGAUGAUGUCUAUGGCCUCGUUCAGUUUAUCCGUGACUCCAGAGUCAAGGUUGUUGGAGAAAAUGCAGUGACAGUUCAGGUAGGAGUGGAGCGAGUGCAAGGAUUAGAGUAUGAGGUGCAAGUUGGCUACAGGACAUUGCAGAUGCAGCUAGCAGAUGUAGCGAGCAGUGUGACCAUCUAUCCUGCGCUGGAUGGACAGGACUUCACAGGAGAACUAGGCACCCUGGUUUUUAAACCUCGUUCUCAGGAAGUGCAGUACAUAGAUGUGAAAUUAACUCCACUCUUGGCCUCUACCAACCCAUUUCCAAAGCAGUUUUUCAUUAAACUCUACAGUCCUAGUAAUCAGGCACGGCUUAGUCUGGAGUAUAAUACAUCAAAAGUCAUCAUUGUAAGGACACAGGAACUGCCAACCUGGUCUGUCAUUACGUCUCAACUUCAGGAACCACUCAACAACACCAACAUUCUACGCACUGUGAGUCAGCUGGGCAUUCAGGCACAAAGCCCUCUGAGUGAUACACAGCUCACCCUAAUUGAUGACAUACUCAAGGAAAUCAACGAUGAAGGAAGCUUACGGCAGCUACCAGCAGAAAUCCUAGAUGCAACAUUUGCUCUGUACUGCAAAUUAUUGGAUCCCAGCAAAAGUGAUGCAACAGUUGGUCGACACACCAUGGCUCAGACUUUGGAGAGCUUUGCCUACACCAUGCUCACACAACAUCCAUGUCCAGACCCUGUCCCUGAGAACCUGUUAUCAAGGACUUGUGCCUUUGCUUCAGUAGGUGCUGCUCGAUGGCCUCUGGAUAGCUUGACAGGCUUCAGUUAUGAAGCAUAUUUCAGGAAAGAUGACAGUUUUAAUGUUCCAGCAGAGCUGACAGUUUCACCGAAUGCUGAUGGUACAGAUGACCAGUGUGUGGACUUUCACAUGAUUGAAUACAACAGUGGCCAGUGGUUUCCUACACAAAAUGGAGAGCAGCUGUUGAAUGCAAAGGUGUUUUCCUUUGGUAUCAAGGAAAAAGCUUCUGGAGAAACCACUAGUCCUGUGCACUUUGUUGUACACACUCAGGAUCGGCGAGUUGCUGCCAAGAGAGCACAGUGUGUGUAUUUUGAUACAGCAUCUGAGAAGUGGGUGAGUCCGUUGGGUGUUUGCCAAGUCACCAACAAUCUCAACACAGGCACAGAUGACUUUGUCACUUGUGCUUGCAGUCACAUGACCAGUUAUGCUGUAAUUGCAGAGUCUUAUGACCCAGGAAUAGUGGGCUACACAGUGUGGUUCUAUGUGGCCUGCUUUAUUUGUAUGGUCAGUCUUGCAGUAGAAAUUGUUGUUCACCACCUGUGUAUUACAAAUCCCACUUUUGCUGCCUGUCUUUUGCAGCACUUCUUCUUCUCCAUACUUAUAACUCAGAUGUGUUUGGUCAUUGACACCUAUCUGAGUCCAGGAGAGAUCCUCACCCCCAGCACCAGCGCUGAUAAUUAUAGAUGUAUCGUCAUGGGCAUUUUCCUCCACUACUUCUUUCUUGCUCAGUUUACAUGGAUCAUGACACAGGCAAUUAAUUAUUGGAAGACACUAGUUCUGAAUGAUGAACACACAAGAAGAAAGUACGCCUUAUUCUUCCUACUUGGAUGGGGCCUGCCCAUGGCUGUCCUGGCACUCUUCUAUGCUGUCACCUACAAUGUGUACAAAUAUACGACAAAUUUACCCGUUGACUAUAUCUAUGGCGAUGUUAACUACAGUGGUGAUGUGUGUUUCAUCACAAAUGCAUAUGCUACUAUUGGUGGCAUAAUUGCCCCAGUGUUGCUGCUGUUGCUAGUACCAUGUGUGGUUUUCGUCAAGGCAUUUCAGUUAUUACCACAAUGGCAGGCAUAUGAUGACAUCUACCACUACCGCUACAAUGCUACAGAGGUGCGGCUGCUGCUGGUGAUAUGGUGUUUAGUGACGCUCAUGUGGUUGUGGGGUGGUCUCCACAUGGUGUACGGGCAGCUGUGGAUGCUGGUUCUCUACUGCAUUUGCAGUAUUCUGCUGGGCUUGCUAGUAUUGGUAUUGUACGUCAUCCUUCGCAACCCGUGGCUGAUGCGUUUUGUUCCUGGACACCAGAGGUCCCCUUCUCCAAACUACACAGAUGUGGAUUUUCUUCCACCGCCUAGUAUUCAGUACCAAGAAAAUAUGCAUGUCAGCUUGGCCAGCGUAAAGGGCUCUCACUCUUCUCUGAUCAAUGAGAGGUGGGAACAAGCAUCUCCUGUCUCACAAGGUGAAAUGAGGGUCCGACGAGCUCUCCCAUCACAGGUCUAUGUCAAUCCUCCAUAUGCCACAGUUUCCUCUACAACAUCCAGUAACCUUGACCCUCAAGACUUUGAUGACAUCCUUCAUGCUCUGAAGAACAGACAGAGUUACACACCUUCUGAAAUAUCACGCAGUGUUGCUGAUAAUGAUUCCCAGCUAUCUGCAAAAUUGGAUGGCUAUGACAAAAAGAGGAUUAACAUUGCUGACACACAUGUAUAGCUACUAUGAAAUGUGGAGUUUCAUUUAAAAAAGGGAAACAGUUAAAAAAGCUGAAGUUCAGGAUCCUAUGCAUUUUAGGAUGAUGAUAAGGGGAGGUGUGUAGACACAUGCUUGUUACAAUGUAAUGAAACAUGAUCAUGAUUAUUUCCUAGACUGAUGUAGCAAAUAUUUCAUUAUACAUUAUUGGUACGCUCUAAUUCUUAGCUUCUUAAGACGAUUCUGGGAGCACAAAUUUUCUUGGUGGUUGCUGGCUGCCACAUAGAUCAUACCAAGUUUACCAUUAUAACUUCUGGUAGAAUACUCUCAUUAUCACAUUUUGUUAACUCUAGUUACCAAGCAAAGGUGCAUGGUUAAAAAAUUUUCAAUUAUUUUGCAUCUAACUGCUGCAACCUGCUUCCAAAUUUAGCAUCUAGUGAACUAGGAUAUGUUACUAUGCACUCAUGCACAACUACAAAUGGUACUCAUGGUGGCUUGCAAUGUACGACAGGCAAAGAAAACAUGUCCCUCUGAGUUCAGUGCAUAAGAAUUAUUUACCCUUGUAAAUUAUUAUCUCGCUGAUAUAGUUUGUGUCCACUCCAUUUUGACUAUUUUACUCUGUACAAGUUAUGUGUUGUGCGACUAAACCUAUGUUUCAAAGUUGAAUGCUUAAGAAAAAUUGCGCCUAAUGAUCACACUGGCAUCUUACGCAGUUUUUCUCUAAGACUGCUUGAUUAAGCACAAUAAUGAUCAAAAGUUUGUUAUUCUGGAAACUGUAAGAUACUGCAAUAACACCUCACAACAAUGUUGGGGUAUCAACAAAAUGGCCUGUGGUCAUGUAUCAGAGUAUCCUUCUAAAUCUUACGUUCUACCAUCACAGACAAGACCUGUUCCAUGGCUGCUUUAACCUGUAGUCCAUGUGACUUGACAUCCUUGUAAUGGCUUCUAGGUUUUUAGUGCUCUCCAAAGAAUAAAAAAUAUGUUAAGGCUACAGUGACAAAGAGAGAGAUUUUUCCCAAUACAACCUAAAAUAUUCUAAGAGCAGGCAAGAUUUAUUGAUAACCUAGGCACUUUGGACAUUUAUUUUUUAUUUGACCAAGUUUUAGUAAGUUUCCUUGCAGAGGUAAAUAUCACAGCUGCCAUGUUUUAUAUACGAGUUUUAGUCUUUUUUGCUCUUUUAUAGUUUGUCUGUUUACAUUAGGUAUGCACAUCUACAAAUUGACAAAAACAGUUUCUGACUCACGAUUCAGUAUUGUUGCAUGCAAUGUAGAGCUUUUUGAUCUAAAAUAUUCAGGGGAAAUGUGUAUGGCUGUGUUGAUGAACUGUAGGAAGACGUUACCUCACUAUGUUGCCGCUUUUUUUUUUCGAGAAUUAGAUCUCCAUUGUCAUUUCCGACUGUAGCAAAUUAUUCUUUUUUUCCAAGAAUUCCAGUCAGAAAAAUCAUCCAUACAUUUCAAUCAUUUUGUUUUUUGGUGCAUGUGCUUUAAGAAAUGUUUUGUAUUAUGUUGAAUAUUUUGUUUUGUGUAUGAUUCAGUAUUGUAAUGAGACACUCGAUCUCAUUGGACACUGGAGAGUUUAUUCCAGUCACACAGUACUUAAUUCUGUUUGCAACCUUCUAUAUACUUGAGACCUGAAGAUGAAUCUUUCUCCUCUGGACCUGUUAUAUCCUGCUGUUGUCAUCCAGAUAGGGGAAGCCAUCGUAUGUUUGAUUGCUAUUUUGGAGUUGCAUAAAUGAGUAUUUUUCUGAGCUAUUGCUUCUUGUUAGCAUUAUUUCAUAUCUGCAUCCCAUGUAAUAUUUAUUUGCCAAAGCUUGAAAAUCAACUUUGUUACUAUUUAUUUGUACUUUAGCAUGUGGGUUUGGGACUAUACACCAUGAUUAGCCAGACCUUUUAAUCCUUAGUUGUGACUCAGUAGUUUCCUUGCUCUUUAGCAAAACGAAUCAAGGUGGCAUAGAUUGUGAAAAUAGCUAUAGCAAUGCUUGCAAAGAAACGACUCACCAUGGCAUGUGCACACUGUUCUUUUUUUCAAAGGUUUAUAAGUUUGAGCAAAUUAUAUCUAAAUGCAGUGAUAGUUGUCCUGUUUUCUAAAUAUGUGUACAGCAGUACUGUGUGAAAAUUCUUUUAAACUUGCAUAUAAUUGUUUAGAAUGUUAAAAAAACAACCUGCCAAUGACAUUUCACAGAUAUUAUUCCACUGUAGCCAUCUUGUGAUAGUUUGAGUUAUUUCAACACAAGUAAAUAAACAAUUAGAGUGCAAUAAACAGUUUUGUACUAUUGUGGGGUAAUAUUCAGACAACCAGUGUCCCUAUCAAUAUUGACAGAAAAGGGAAACGUUUGGUUUUCAUGUGUAACGAGAUUACACAAGAUGCUAUUUUCAAAUAAAGUAUAACAUUGCUGCAGACAGGAAGCCCUGUGGCAAGAAGCAGCAAAACAACUAAAGAAAGAACACUAUUGUAUCUGUGGUCUAUUGUAACCACUUCAAGGUUAUCAAUGUAUAGUUCCUUCCUUGUUUGUAGACUUUUAUUUAUUGCAACUUGCUGUUGAGAAAUUUAAGGUCCAUUCAUGUUACUUUGAAGGAUUACUAAUAAUUUUACACUUAAGAGUAAAAACUAAAAGACUAUGAAAUUGCCAUGUUUGAAGAUUUUUACAAUAGUGCAUCAUUUUUGUUUUAUGUCCGAGAAAGACCUUACUACUGUGUUAUGCUCAAGUGUUCACAAGUAACCUCUUUUGUACUGUAACUAUUGUUGCUACCUGCUAUUUUAGUAUCGAUUUUUCCAGUUUUUGGCACGUUUUGAGUGUAUAUAUGUAUGUGUGAGUGUGCAUGCACACUCAUAUUUUUACAAAAAUCAUACAUGCAGCUAAAAACGCUGCAUCUUGCCUGUUUUAUCGUCCAGAUGUCUUCACACAUUAGCAUUGUAUGAUGCUUUCAGCAGAAAAUUAUAAUUAAGCACUCAUAAUUACUGACAGUCUCUUUUCCAGUUUACUUCAAUGUUAAACCACCAAAAGUCUGCUUCAACAUCUCUUUUUGAACACACUUGGAUUUGUUAGAAAAUUAUUGAACAAUCAUCUUUCUAAGAGAUUAUAAAAUCACACUCGGUCCAAAUACUCAUCCUUCCUUAACGUUUGAAUCACUGCAACAUCUGUAGGAGUAAUGUUUGGCCAUUUGUUGUUACACUCUGUCUCAUUUAGCUUAAUAAAAAUUUUUGUAGCAAUCUUUGUUGUAAAAUCCUUGUCUUUUAGUGCUUUAUUUAUUUUUUUUUAAGAUAAAAUGUAGGAAUGUUGUUCAGUUUCACAAAGUUUGUGACUGGUGAUCUAAUGAAUCUCAACAUACAGUUGGAACAAGAACAAGACGCAUUAGUUUUCACUUUUGUAUUUAACAUCAGUAAAAUGUAUGCAAUUGAAAAGUCACUAGUAUUUAACAUCAGUAAAAUGUAUGCAAUUGAAAAAGUUGCUAAUUUUUGUUUAAUGAAGACAGCACUGCUUGGUGAGGUUUGGAAAAACCCCAGCAAAACAGUUUUUGUUCUUGCCUCUAAUGCUUUAUGUAAAUUCACAUAAAGGCAUUUUUCUUGAGUCCUAUUAGUCAAUGCUAAGCCCUGAUGGCUUUGAACACACGUGGGCAUGGUUAAAAACUGAUUAAUGCUUCUACACAACUUUCUUGAGUGCAUUUUU
Pomacea canaliculata is the source of this 25126-nucleotide messenger RNA. Its product is annotated as G-protein coupled receptor 98-like. Gene Ontology annotation, cellular component: membrane. Gene Ontology annotation, biological process: cell communication; negative regulation of adenylate cyclase activity; cell surface receptor signaling pathway. Gene Ontology annotation, molecular function: G protein-coupled receptor activity. The record is from RefSeq and is a predicted model, not a curated record. Lineage: Eukaryota; Metazoa; Mollusca; Gastropoda; Architaenioglossa; Ampullariidae.